CUCCUAGCACUUCCACACACACCACCGUCAAGCAAGAUGGCGACGAUCACGGAACCUCUCGACUUGAUCAAGCUCAGUCUGGACGAAGUCAUCUACGUCAAGUGCCGUGGCGAGCGCGAGCUGCGGGGAAAGCUGCAGGCGUACGACCAGCAUUUGAACAUGGUACUGAGCGACGUGGAAGAGACCGUGACGAGCGUCGAGAUUGACCAGGAAACGUACGAAGAGAUUGUCAAGCAGGCCAAACGUCAAGUGGAGAUGCUGUUUGUGCGAGGGGACGUCGUCAUUCUCGUCGCGCCACCUUUGCGAACGGCCACCAACAAAUAGACUCAUCUCUCAUGUUUAUCCUUGUUGACGAUACGUGCACCUGUGUUGUCGCCGCCUGCUGCUCUUGCGACUGUGCAGGAGGUCGGCGUCCUCAUCUUUAUGGUAGCUACCCGUCUGCCACGACGCGAAAUGUACGUUGUCCGCCACAGGAUUGCGUCGAUUCACGGCCGACUGGGGGCGAACUUUCUUCGGAGUCGGUCGCUCCCACACGACUUCAUCUUGCUUUGAACCCAACGUAGUAGCAGCAUU
Molecule: messenger RNA, 573 nt
Organism: Aphanomyces astaci
Lineage: Eukaryota; Oomycota; Saprolegniomycetes; Saprolegniales; Verrucalvaceae
Product: U6 snRNA-associated Sm-like protein LSm3
Exons: 1
Coding region: 37-324 (95 amino acids)
Biological process (GO): P-body assembly; mRNA splicing, via spliceosome
Cellular component (GO): catalytic step 2 spliceosome; P-body; precatalytic spliceosome
Molecular function (GO): RNA binding
Source: RefSeq, a predicted model, not a curated record